AUGCCAUUCAGCGCAAAGGACGUGAAUGAAAUUUCUGCAAUGCUUAAAAAGUGGGCACUGACAAUGAAAAAAAUAUGGGCGAAGACAAGUUUUGACUAUUUUGGGGGGUUAUUCGGAAAUGUGGAUCAAAUAAGUUAUCUAUUUACUUUAGAAACAGUGCUAGUUAUGAAAAUCAGAUUCCGUCUCUGAGUGUGCAUACAGUGCACUGUAAGCAAUUUAACACAGACAAAAGUGAAGUUACUAUGUGGCUUAGCAUGGAACACUAUUGACAAUUAUUUGGUUCUUCUUUCAGGAAGUGAACGCUCUACAAAACGAAAUUUUACAGAUUUUAAAACAUGAGAGAAUCGUGUCAUACUAUGGAAGUCAGCAGAAUGAUUGCUAUCUUUAUUUAUUUAUGGAGUUCAUGCCUAGGGGAUCAUUGUCCGACUAUAUAAAAAAGAGCGGAGUUCUUUGGGAAAAGGAAGCAAGUUGGUUCACAAAGCAAAUGUUAGAAGGAGUGACCUUUUUGCAUUUCCGGAAUAUAAUACACGGAGACAUAAAGGGAUCAAAUGUUCUUUUAGACGGCAAAGGGAAUGUGAAAUUAGCUGACUUUGGAUUAUCAGAAACCAUCCAGGUAAAAAUAGUGAGCUGUAUGCAGCAGUGAGUAAUGUAUAUGGAGCCCGAAGUUCUUUGUUCUGUAUUUUUGUUCGCUUUUUUCGUCUUGACCGCGCACAAAAUACAAUAGAAG
Messenger RNA from Orbicella faveolata, 727 nucleotides. RefSeq names its product mitogen-activated protein kinase kinase kinase 2-like. Gene Ontology annotation, biological process: protein phosphorylation. Lineage: Eukaryota; Metazoa; Cnidaria; Anthozoa; Scleractinia; Merulinidae. The record is from RefSeq and is a predicted model, not a curated record. Gene Ontology annotation, molecular function: protein kinase activity; ATP binding.